AUGUCGAAUCAUUUCGUUCUCCGUAACCCAAACGCGUUCCUGCGACCGCUGGAGUUCUGGCCGGAGCGCUGGGAGACGAAUCCCGAGUUGGAGCGGUAUCUUGUUCCCUUCUCGAAGGGCAGUCAGGCGUGUCUGGGUCCGGACAUGGCCCACUGCUGGCUGAACCUGGUCCUCGCCACAGUCCGUAGGUUUCGCUGGAGCUGUACGAAACAUCCGAAGACAAUAUGGCAACGUCGUUGGGUGCGUAGGGCCCACGAGCACAUGAACCCCGGCCCCGUCGAUUGA
This is a messenger RNA of Aspergillus japonicus CBS 114.51, 285 nucleotides long. RefSeq lists its product as uncharacterized. The coding region runs from base 1 to 285 and encodes 94 amino acids. Gene Ontology annotation, molecular function: heme binding; oxidoreductase activity, acting on paired donors, with incorporation or reduction of molecular oxygen; monooxygenase activity. NCBI's taxonomy places the organism in Eukaryota, Fungi, Ascomycota, Eurotiomycetes, Eurotiales, Aspergillaceae. The record is from RefSeq and is a predicted model, not a curated record. The transcript is spliced from 3 exons.